Aureobasidium pullulans EXF-150 is the source of this 2328-nucleotide messenger RNA. RefSeq lists its product as uncharacterized. NCBI's taxonomy places the organism in Eukaryota, Fungi, Ascomycota, Dothideomycetes, Dothideales, Saccotheciaceae. The coding region runs from base 311 to 2146 and encodes 611 amino acids. The transcript is spliced from 4 exons. The record is from RefSeq and is a predicted model, not a curated record.
CAGCUCUCGAGUCUCACUGCCACAGGCAAUAGUUUGUUCAUACCUUUAGCCGUCUUGCGGCCGAACCUAUCAUUAUUCUCUUUGGAGAGGAUACGUUUUGUCGCCGGACCGCUUCAAGUAGAUGCAAAUCGUUGUUGGUGUUCACGCCGAUGCUACCGAGCUUCUUCUUCGCUCACCUCAUUUCUUCUUUGUUACCAGAGUCAGGGCUGCUCAUUUUCGCUGAAAGCCCGGGUGGGAGGGUUUCCUGAUUCAUUCAGGGGUUCUCCAUAUCUGCUUACCGUAUCUAAAAGCACUCUUCCUUGUUACAGGCAUGCCAGCUGCUGCGAGCGACGUCUGGAGGUCGCGUCGGGCCGCUUUCAUCCAGAACCCUGCCCUUGACCAUGGCUGCGCCUGCCAGGUUCGCUUCCUCCACGACAGCAGUAGAGGCGAAGCAUCCGUAUCACUGCAGUAUGCUGCGAAUCUUGCCGAAGUUACUGUUAACCCACGACACAUCGUUCUAUUCAUCCGCCCAUCACUCGUCGAGUCGUGUAGGAUAGUUGAAGAAGAGGCAUUGUCGCCGUACUUGUUGCAAUAUAUACCUUCUACCUCUGUCUCUGGCCCCACCGAUGUCUUGACUGUUGCUCUUACUCUUAGAUCUCAUGGUGCUUUGCACUACCCGAAGGAGCUUACAAGCGUCCGUGCCGACCCAACUGAGGUUGACCUGGCAUCAUUCGCCGAAAUAUGUCAAGCAACGACUAUAUACCUCCACUUCGCUAAGGCUCAAUUUGAUGAUCAAGAGAAGACACGGUUACAACAUCUGGUGAAUGGUCUCGACAAUGGAGGUCUGUCGGCGCCGCCACUGAACCUUGGCCGAGAGGAUCGCGGCAGAGGCUUGCAAGAAGGUACAUGGGAGGUAUUCAGCCCAAAAGCUUCUACUUCCAGCCACGCUCAAGCAUCAUCUGUGCUGGGCAAAAGAUCAAGACAAGCCUCUGUAUCUUCUCCUGCUGAACCUUCAAAACGACUUGAAGCACAUCACUAUACGACUCCGCCUCCCUAUUCCCCUACCGAUAUCGACACUCUAACGCCUACCACCAAGUCCAUCAGUCCAAACUAUAUACGUCCCACUGUCUUCACAUUACCCCCCUAUCGCAGGAAUCCGGUGUCCUCAAGCAGUGAUGCCCAGAUAUCUCUCCUUGCUAACAUGCUUGCGACUGUACCUCAGCACGUGCUUCGCGAAGCAAUCAUUCAGUCUGGUCACCAAGCUCUGCUCGGUAUGUCAGGUACCCUCAAGCCAAAAGCUGAGGUACCCUGUGUGAAGGUCGCCUCGCCCCGAGCCAGCCGUCUCUCUAGCCCUCGCCUUCGUUCCCUAGUCAAAGAUGUAUUCACGGCAGAAUUCGAGACUCGACUCAAGUAUCUCGUCGAGUCUGGCCUACCUCUCCAUACCAAGGACGCCAUCGAAAAAAUCAUGGACGAAUACCACAAUCAAUUCCACAUCGACUGCGAAGCCGCGGAAGCUGCGAUCCAAGAGAAGGUCGAAGAUGCCUCUUUGGAGGUGAAGAUGGCACUCGAUGAUGGCAUGAGAGAGAUUGAAGAGCUGAUCGAGGAGCAUAUCCAGAAGCUGGCAGACGGAUAUGAGACCAUCGAUGCGCUAAUCGAAAGAUACACAUAUGGAGAAUCUCCCGAUACACCUCAAGGAAUGCUGCAGACCAAUGGCAUCAUCGAUGGAAAAUUCGUCGACUGGUUGAAACCUGUCAAGGAUGAGAUCAAGGAUGAUCUACGGGAGAUUCUUGAAGGUGGCUAUGAAGACAUGAUUGCAGUCGAACGAGAUAUAUAUGAAAAGGCGAUGGAAGACAGCAAUGAUCCUGGAAAAGAGCUUUUGAGCGAGCUGGUCGAGAUGAUUGAUAAAGGUCUUCAGAGUAUGCCCAAGAUCCUGGUGACAAUCAACACGUUGCAAGGCAAGGAGAUCGCAUCCUCGAUUGAGCUGAAAUGGUCCUACGGACUGGAAGACGCGAUUACUCGGCUGAGUACAAAAGUCCUCGAGAAGGAAAUCGUUGGUACGGAGAUCAAAAAGUCUGGUCGCGACUUCCAUAUCUUGUAUCAAGUUGAUGAUGCAGCGGAAGACUCUGUAAUUCUAGCUUUGGUGGAGGAAAUGAGAGAAUGGCGUUGAAAAGAUGGCUUGGAUGCAUGGAUAAUCGGAACAGUCACCGCCUUCUCAAAUUAACCGGUGGCAAUCAAUAGGAGAUCCAAGGAAAUAUGUGUGAUGGCAUGAUGUUAAGCGGAAAGGCGGCACUUUUUUACAUUGACAUGAAUACAGCCACUUUCCAGAUACCUAUCUCUGACACAUGGGGG